Lodderomyces margitis is the source of this 1755-nucleotide messenger RNA. Its product is annotated as phosphopantothenoylcysteine decarboxylase complex subunit. The coding region runs from base 1 to 1755 and encodes 584 amino acids. Gene Ontology annotation, cellular component: phosphopantothenoylcysteine decarboxylase complex. Gene Ontology annotation, molecular function: phosphopantothenoylcysteine decarboxylase activity; FMN binding. The record is from RefSeq and is a predicted model, not a curated record. Gene Ontology annotation, biological process: coenzyme A biosynthetic process. The transcript has a single exon. Lineage: Eukaryota; Fungi; Ascomycota; Pichiomycetes; Serinales; Debaryomycetaceae.
AUGGCAUCAAAGAGUCAACAAACGGACACUAAAGAAGCAAGGGCGAAUGCUGAGUUGAACCCACCUCAAACGAGGCGAGUUCCAUCUCUUAGAACAGCCAUAGCAGAUGCAGCGGACACUCCCCCUAAAAUAUUGACAAACACCAGACCCCAAGCAUCAUCCAUACAGCAACCAGCACAGCCAAAUCAGCUGUCAAAUGUUCCUACACGAAACACAAGCGUCUCUUUUAAUCACACAGAGUCUCAAGAGCGCUUGCGUAGGUUUACGAUUUCGUCUCAACCAUCAUCCACAAAUGUAGCCCAGCAGGAUAAUAACCCGGAUGCACCAAUUCAGCUGUCCUCCAACACCCCGUCUAGACAAACAUCGUUAAACAGGAAGAAGGCAAACAAUGAUGGCCUUUCUUUUAACGUCAAGCCACCUGCAGUUUCUCGGGAACCAACAGCGGGAUAUAAUGAAAAUGUCCCAGCUCGGUUUAAUACACCUAGCCCUACUCACAUAGAAAACUUUGCACCUGCGUCCACUCUAUCACCAAAUUCAAACUCCGCAGUGCCAAUAAAGAUUACCGGAAGUGGAAGUAACAAUUCAUCGAGAAGAAAUUCCCUCAAAAAGGCGGGCAAGACGAUAGUGGCUUCUCCAGUUGGUCCUCCCGUUCCUUUUCAGGAAUAUCUUUCCAAGGAAGACGAUGGCAAGUUUCAUAUCUUGUUGGCAUGUACUGGUUCUGUUGCUACAAUUAAAAUACCCUUGAUCAUUGACAAGUUGUUUCAAUUAUUUGGCGUUUCCAAGAUUUCCAUUCAGUUGAUCGUGACAAAAGCAGCCAGCCACUUUCUUAAAGGUUCCAAGAUCAAUGCCGAUGUUAAAAUUUGGAGAGAUGAAGAUGAGUGGGCAAACUACAAUGAAGCUACAACCAUCAGCUCAACACAAAACCAGUCUUCAAAACCCAAGAGUCCGUUUGACAAAUUGAUUCUCCACAAUGAAUUGCGGAAAUGGGCAGAUAUCAUGUUAGUUGCGCCGUUGUCAGCAAACACAUUGGCAAAGAUUUCCAAUGGUAUUGCCGAUAAUUUGUUAACUUCCAUCAUCAGAUCUUGGUCACCAUCAACAUCUCAGCAAGUCAAGAAGCCAAUUAUUGUUGCACCUGCAAUGAAUACUUUUAUGUACACGCAUCCCAUGACCGCGAAGCAAAUAGCCACUAUCAUGUCACCCGAUUUUGGUAUUGAGGUGUUGAAGCCAGUUGAGAAAGUGUUGGUGUGUGGUGACAUUGGAAUGGGAGGAAUGAGAGAUUGGGUGGAUGUGGUGGAUAUAUUGAGACGAAGGAUAUUAGCAAUUGAAGCUGAAAAUAAGGAAAUUAAUGACAGAGGAGCGGCAAUAGUUGAGGAAGGCGAGGAAGAGGAACCAGAAAAUGACGACGAGGACGAUGAAGAAGAAGAUGAGGAUGAUGAAGAAGACGAGGACGAUGAAGAAGAUGAAGAAGAAGACGAAGACGACGAUGAAGAAGAAGAUGAGGAUGAUAAUGGUGAUGGCCAUGACAUCACUCAGACAAAACUGGCCACGUCUUUCUCGCCUAAAGCUCAGCCUGAUCACGAGGAACUCGAAUUAAGUCAUGACGAAGAUGGCAACGAGGAAAUGAUCUUCGAAAUAACGGACCAAGACGAUAGCGAGGAUGAGAACGAGUCUCAUGGUGGAUCGAAUUUGUCACCCACCUCCUCACAACGUCACCAAAAAAUCACUAUACCUAAGGAAACACAAAACAUUAUUUAA